CUCAUGUUUCCUUCUUCCUACUUGAAAUCUAGUAUUUUCCAAAAAUACUAUCGGAAAACCACCACUACAUACUUGUCCAUCUACGGCAUAGAUAAAGAAUUUUGUUGUAACAUUGCCGGUAGCCCCUUAGUGGCAAAUACUCAGGCUAUGGUGAAGGAAUUAUGUCACAUCAUUCCUAAUACAAGGCGGGAGGCCAAUUGUUUCGUCGAUGACAUCUUGACGGGACGCACUUCGCCUCUUUGGUACGAGUUAAAGCCAAUAUGA
This is a messenger RNA of Periconia digitata, 264 nucleotides long. The record is from the annotation of a GenBank genome assembly. Lineage: Eukaryota; Fungi; Ascomycota; Dothideomycetes; Pleosporales; Periconiaceae.